AUGGAGUGUAGGUCGUUGGAUCUGACGCUUAUAUCCGCCGAGGAUCUGAAAGAUGUUCAAAUGAUCGGGAAGCAGGACUUGUACGCCGUCGUUUCCAUCAACGGCGACGUAAGGACGAAGCAGAAGACGAAGGUCGACAAAGAUUGCGGGACCAAACCUAAAUGGAAGCAGCAGAUGAAGCUCACCGUCGACGACGCGGCGGCGCGUGAGAAUCGCUUGACCCUGAUCAUCCAGAUCGUGGCGGAUCGGCCGAUCGCCGGUGAUAAACCCGUCGGAGAGGUUAGCGUUCCGAUUAAGGAGCUUUUGGAUCAGAACAAGACCGGCGAGGAGAAAACGGUGACGUACGCCGUGAGGCUGCCGAACGGGAAGGCGAAAGGAUCUCUCAAGCUCUCGUUCAAAUUUGGGGAGAAGUACACUUUUGGAUCUUCGAGUGCUCCUCACGCGCCUGGCCCAUCGGCUCUGGACCACAAGACUAUGGAUCAGCCCGUCACCGCUUACCCGCCCGGACAAGGUGCCCCGACUGCAUACCCGCCUCCUCCCGCGGGUCCUUCCGGAUACCCACCGCAGGGACACGACGAUAAACACGGUGGUGGUGUUUACGGUUACCCGCAGGCCGGUGGAUAUCCGCCACCUCCUCCUGGUGGGUAUCCGCCAGCUGGACCCGGUGGGUAUCCGCCACCCGGUGCAUACCCGCAACAAGGUGGAUAUCCGCCGCCUCAGCAAGGAGGGUACCCGGGUUAUCCGCCGCAGGGUCCAGGUUAUGGAUACCCGGGAUAUCCGCCACAGGGUCAAUACGGUUACCCGCAACAGCAAGCUUAUGGUAAACCACAGAAACCGAAGAAGCACGGAGGAGCUGGAAUGGGGCUUGGGCUUGGACUUGGAGCUGGGUUAUUGGGUGGGUUGCUAGUUGGUGAAGCCAUUGAUGACAUGGCAGAUAUGGGUGAUAUGGGUGGCGACUUUGAUUUCUGA
Messenger RNA from Thlaspi arvense, 969 nucleotides. The record is from the annotation of a GenBank genome assembly. Lineage: Eukaryota; Viridiplantae; Streptophyta; Magnoliopsida; Brassicales; Brassicaceae.